UCGGGGGCUUUCCCCGCGUCCCCUUGGAGACGGGGCCGAGGGGGUGGAGCCCCGUCUCCGGAGGCGGGGCCCAGCAGUCAGCGCUCGGGCUGGAGGCGGGGCAAACGCCUCAUGAUCGCCCCGCCCCUUCACCUUUUGGCUUUAGGACACCCAGCGGCUUUCCCACGCUUUGCCGGAAGUCCUCGCAUCAUUUCCGGCAGAACUUUUAAAGGCAGUCCUAGAGGACCUGGAGCCGAAUGGUUUAGAGAGCUUUGUGUUGUUCUCGCUGCGGUGGGAGCUCGGCCAGGAUGCGGAGCGGGUUUCUGAGCGGUGCCCGACGCCUGUGGGCCUUCCGCGGCCUCAGCCGCACUACGCCGCCGCCCGAGGAGCUCUUUGCCCGCGAAGGGCCCCUACGGGCCUUCCUGGAGCGCCGUGCCGGCUCGGAGACAGGGGGUCUGGACGCCGGGGGACCUCAGCUGGCGGCGGCAGCCCGGCUGCUCAGCGAGAAGGAGCGGGAGUUGCGAGACACCGAAUCCUUGCUGCACGAUGAGAAUGAAGAUUUAAAGAGACUUGCAGAGAGUGAGAUGGCUUUGUGUCAAAAGGAAAUAACUCAGCUGAAGCAUCAGAUCAUCUCACUUUUGGUUCCUUCAGAAGAAACAGACGAGAGUGACUUGAUCCUGGAGGUGACUGCGGGUGUGGGUGGUCAGGAAGCCAUGCUUUUCACUUCUGAGAUGUUUGACAUGUACCAGCAGUACGCUGCGUUUAAAAGAUGGCAUUUUGAAACGCUGGACUAUUUACCAAGUGAACUAGGUGGCCUUCGGCAUGCGUCAGCCAGCGUUGGCGGUCCAGAAGCCUAUAAACACAUGAAAUUUGAAGGAGGCGUGCACAGAGUGCAGAGAGUGCCAAAGACGGAGAAGCAAGGCCGCAUCCACACCAGCACCAUGACAGUGGCAAUUCUGCCCCAGCCUGCUGAGAUUAACCUGGUGAUUAAUCCUAAAGAUUUGAGAAUUGAUACCAAGAGAGCAAGUGGAGCUGGAGGUCAGCAUGUAAAUACCACAGACAGUGCUGUUCGAAUAGUUCAUCUUCCUACAGGUGUUGUUUCUGAAUGCCAGCAAGAGAGAUCUCAACUGAAGAACAGGGAGCUGGCUAUGAAGAAGUUACGUGCAAAGCUCUACAGCAUGCAUCUAGAGGAAGAAACUACCAAAAGAUACAACGCUAGAAAGAUCCAGGUUGGAACUAAAGGAAGAUCAGAGAAAAUAAGAACAUAUAACUUUCCACAGAACAGGGUCACAGACCACAGGAUAAACAAGUCUCUGUAUGACCUUGAGAACUUCAUGCAAGGAGACUGUCUUCUGGAUGACAUGAUACAGUCAUUGAAGGACUAUUCGGAUUAUGAAUCUCUAGUAGAAAUGAUUUCCAGAAAAGACUAAGCUGCUUUGUAAAGCUGUUUUUUUUAUACAGACUAGAGACAUCCUAGAGCAAAUCCAUUUUCCAUUUUGUGCAAAUAUUUAACCAGUAUUCUCUUGAAGAAUGAAAGGUAACAGUUUCUUGGACUCUACUCUAUAAAAAAUGAGACACAAAGGAAGACAGUUGUUGUGGACUGUUAUUUUAAGGUGUGUUACAUUUGUUUAUUCUGUGGAACAUUUGUUUAA
This is a messenger RNA of Onychomys torridus (southern grasshopper mouse), 1631 nucleotides long. It is a transcript of the gene Mtrf1l, whose product is annotated as mitochondrial translational release factor 1 like. Gene Ontology annotation, biological process: translational termination. Lineage: Eukaryota; Metazoa; Chordata; Mammalia; Rodentia; Cricetidae. The record is from RefSeq and is a predicted model, not a curated record. Bases 288 to 1409 code for a protein of 373 amino acids. Gene Ontology annotation, molecular function: translation release factor activity. The transcript is spliced from 7 exons.